AUGGGAGUCGACUUCUUUCUUCUUGACGAGAAGUCUACAUUGAUGCAAGGUACUAUACCCGCACAACACCUUCCCAAGUACGAAGCACUACUAAAUAAAGGGAUCAUCUAUGUUAUCAGUGGCUUCGAUGUCACAAAGAGCACUCCGAGAUUUCAUCUCACUGAUUUUGACAAAUCCAUACGUUUCACUCACACCACUACUAUGGUUCCCGUCGACGAUUCCUUCUACCAGAUUCCGAAACAGUUAUUCCGGUUUCGUUCCCACGAAGAACUUCUUGCUUUAGCCAACACCAACAAGGACCUCCCAGAAACAAAAAUGGCAGAUAAAAACACUACAAUAACACUCAGAGAUCUCCCUAAGGACAUAGUCGGAGAAAUAUUAGCCCGAGUUGGAAGCUCAUCUCGGAGACAACUUCGCCAUGUUAUGGAAGCGUCAAAAGCAUUGGCAAAGGCAGCAAAAGACAAAGGAGUUUACAAAGCUCUUAACCUACGACUGGUGUUCCAUCCUUUGGCAAAAAGGUACAGAUACAAAGACCUAAUGGAGAAGACACUUACCAACGGAAACAUCGAAGCUCACUACAUCAAAGGAAUACUAGAGUACUUCCACAAAAACAACACAAUCACCGGACUCCAACAUCUAAAAUUAGCAGCACGAGGAUCCUACAGCGAAGGUAUGUACCUAUAUGGGAUUAUAUUGUUAUCUAGGGGCGAAAUGGAGCAAGGAAAAGCCUACUUGGACCAAUUAGGGUGGCAACACAGCAAAACCAGAGGUGACAGAUGCUGGAGAAACAUCAAGAAUUCAUUGCAUGGAGUCAGAGUCUUGCGUCUACCUGCUUACCAAGAAACAAUAAGGGUUAUGAAGCCAACAACUAUGUGCAACCUCAACGACCUCGAAAACAGAUGCCAUCAUUGCUACUAUUACAAACAGAUCGUUAAGUUUGUGUUUGUCAUUUAG
Molecule: messenger RNA, 954 nt
Organism: Thlaspi arvense
Lineage: Eukaryota; Viridiplantae; Streptophyta; Magnoliopsida; Brassicales; Brassicaceae
Source: the annotation of a GenBank genome assembly